CACCCAUCAGUGCCCAGCAGUGUCGCCUGUCAGUGCUGCCCAGCAGUGCCACCUGUCAGUGCUGCCCAGCAGUGCCACCUGUCAGUGCCCAGCAGUGUCGCCCAUCAGUGCUGCCCAUCAGUGCCACCCAUCAAUGAUGCCCAGCAGUGCCGCCGAUCAGUGCCGUCUUGCCCAUCAUUGCUGCAUAUCAGUGCAUCAUCAGGGCCUCCUCAUCAAUGCCCACCAGUGCCGCCUCAUCAGUGCUACCUAUCUGUGCUGCCUCAUCAAUGCCCAUCAGUGCUGCCUAUUAGUGCAGCCUCACCAACGCAC
Staurois parvus is the source of this 309-nucleotide messenger RNA. The record is from the annotation of a GenBank genome assembly. Lineage: Eukaryota; Metazoa; Chordata; Amphibia; Anura; Ranidae.